AAUAAAUUGUUAUUAUAGUAAAAAAUUGACAGUAAUGUAGUUUAAUUAUUGCUAGAAGAGAAAUAUUAUAAUAAACCUCACAGCAAAGAAAAACUAAUAAAUGCUACUAUUUUACUUCAGGCACGUGUAUUUGCAGCAUCAAUAAUUAAUCCAAGAACGUAUCUUUUGAUCUUUUAUUCUUUUGGCCUAGAAUUUCCUUCGCUGAUGAAAGCCAUCAUUUUAGGUUUUUAAAACUACCAUGUCGCUGACAAGAAUAUUCCUGUAAUACAUUCAUCGAAUGUUGCUGAAAAGUAACAACAAUAGUAAUAAGAAAAAUAUCUAGCAUUUAAUAGCACAUUCAGUAGUUUACAAUUCAUUGUUGAUUAAAAUGUAUGCGUGGCCAAAUGAAAAAAAGCAAAAUCUUCAUCACGAUUCCGAUAGAAAGCAUCCAAAUCGUUGUGUGUACCAAUAAUAUAUACAUGUAGCAUAUAGUAACUACGAUGAUGAUGAUGAUGAUGAUGCUGAUGAUGAUGACAAAGACGAAGACUAUGACGACGACACUGUCCCCGUCACUUUUCCCUACCUCUUUUUCAAUCGUAUUCUUCAUCGGCCCUUCCCCUACGCGUUGCUCUUUCUCCUUUACUCGCGUAAUAACCCCCUUGAUCAUCGAGAAAUAUAACAUAUACACACAUACACAUUUUUAAACUGUAUACUACUCCCCUUGCUCCGUUAGCCUCGCGGUAAACGCGCGCGAUCGUGCGUUUCUGCGGUCCACGAGGUGCGCGCGCACGGUCACUCUCCCACCACCGAUUCGCGUGGCUACAACACACGAUACUGCACAAACUGCAGGGUACUUUAGCCCGGUGGUGGGGUAGAAAGUCGUCAGGCAUGUGUACAAGUGUGUAUCAGUGUGUUGUAGUGUCAAACCAGUCAAGCUAGGGAGCAACGAAUCAUUGCCACACCAGACCUCGAGGAGAGUAGACGCGUUUCCCGUUCACUCAGCUCAGUCGAGAUCUUGUGCUCACUUCUUAGCAGUAAUAUUUUCUAGUAGUUGACUACUUCAAGUGUGACAUUCACUGCCCUGAACUCUGUUGUUUCUGCCUCAAUACAGAAAAAUAUAUUAUUAAUUGUUCGAAUCCUGUGACUUUUGUGCUCAAGUUUUUUAUUGCUGUCAUCUUAUCACGCGCAUGGACAAGUUUUCUUUCACACAAAAAUUCAUCCGAGUGUGAGAAACGUGAUUUUUGCCAGUUGUUCUUUGUGCAAAUAAUACGUGCAAAUAUUGUUCUGCGUAUUUCUGCUGAACUUAUGGACUGAUCCCAGCUGAUAAUAAGAAGACAGUAUAAUAAAUCAGUGAUAAAUAGUCAUAGAGAAAUAUUUUAUAUCAACAGAUUAUUAGUGCAUGACUUGAAUUGUCAUAACAACUGAACUUUAUAAGACUAUUAAUUCGCACUUAUGGAAAUAGAUCCAUUUGAGGAUCCACCUUAUAGACGUUUCAGACGGCGUAAUCAUUAGUCAAAAAUCCAUCAAGAGACUUUGUAUAUUGAUGACAUUCACUAGUGUAAACGAAACAAGUGUGCUGCUGCUUGAUAAUCGUCUUGCACGAAUACCAGCAGCGCACGUGUGAGCUUUUAGUGAUUAUUAUAUCAAUAGACAAAGAUAACGAAGAUAAUAAUAAAAACAGUAGCGUGUUGUAACUGGCGAUAUGAAUGUAUUGAAUAAUUGUGCAUCUCAUGACACUUAUCAUUGUUUACAGUUACACGUGACCAUAUUUCAUAACUGAAAUACGAUAAUAACAAUUAAUUGAUAGAUCAAAUGCACUUCUUGGAGUGCGUAAAAAGAUAAACUUUAUACAAGUGCUGCAACAAGUGCUCAAUCCUAAAUGAACUGAUAACUGCCAUUGAAAUUAUUUAGCUACAAUUGGAGUGUGUUGAGUAGGAAGUUAAUAUCUGAUUUAAAAAAAAGAAAUAAACAAUUAUUACGUUUAUUGUCAUGGCUAUUCCAUUCAAUUUGCCAUCUGAAGACGAGGCCGAGGCACAAAGCCAACAGUUGGAGCAGCUGAUGUUGGACCUUUACGCAGCUCUGCAACAGGUCCUUCGGAGUAGGAGUGCACAGCAUCCAUCUCGCAAUCAUCGUUUGCCACGACGUGUAGGCGACGUACCAGGAAAUCGUGACCAUCCGAUCGUCCUUAUCGACUCGGACCUGUCGCGUCUGCCGCUCCCGGACCUUGUGCUCUCGGCAGUACAACAAUUGCCAUCACCCGAGCCCCAAGUGACUGUCUCGGCGCCGAGUAGUCCGACGAGAGAUGCUGCUUUUCAAUUCCCAGAGUGUAGCGUGCCUGUACCCAGUCCGAGGCCACGACCACGAAGACGAAGACUUACGUCUGAGAGUUCGACUCUUGAGAAGGGUGCCAACAGAUCAGAGAGCAGUGUCGGCUGUUGUGGUGCAAGUAGUGGACAUCAUCUCAGUCACUCUUGCAAUGAAAGAGAGUGGGCGAGUGUUGGCGCCAAUCUUAGAAACAUCGCUGAUGAUUUUCAUGCAUCCAAGACUAAGAAUGCUGAAAUGGAGAAGUCGAGGCUACCAUUUUUGGGAAUGGGGUUCCCAAGUGUUACAACGAGUUCGUCAUCAUCAGCGGAUAGCUUCCUAUCAAUGUUGAUUCCAGCACCACUACGUGAGACACUGUGGACAACAGUGGCACUGUAUCUUGGUUGGCGAUUGGUUUCCCGUCUACGAUAGAGAAACUGAACUAAACUACAACUGAUGAUGGUGGUAUUGACAAUUGCGAGACGUCGACAAUUCAACGGAGGAGGUAGUUGACCGAUUAUCGAAGACUACUUUUUUUAUUGUAUGAAUUCCAGAGAGGUACCAAAUCUCAGCAUUCAGACUCUUAUGUCUUUUAUUCUCUCUUGUGAAUUCAUGACACUUUUCAUUUACUUUUCUGGACUAAAAGUAAAUGAAAUAUAAAUAAAAAUGAUAUACAAUAAUGGUUACUAGAACCUGAAUGGCAACAAAAUCAUCAAUUGCCAAUCGUAUGUAAUAAUAUAAGAGAAUAUUUUGUCAAAUCGUGAUUAGUAAUUUGAACGUGGAGGAUCGAGGGACUACCGGGAGGAUAGUAAAUGGAUUAAAGAUAAAUUUAAAUUACUAAGAACAAUAAUAAAAGAAAAUAUUGAUUAAAAAUUUUAAUGAUUUAUAUAAGAAAUACGAGGAUAGGCUGAAACAGGGGAGCUGAGGACGAGAUCCAAAGAGGACUUAACCCAAUAAUCAAAUGUUGAUCUCAUUAUGAAUAAAUAAAGAGAGGAGUUUAUAUAAA
This is a messenger RNA of Chelonus insularis, 3286 nucleotides long. RefSeq lists its product as uncharacterized. The transcript is spliced from 3 exons. Bases 1969 to 2712 code for a protein of 247 amino acids. NCBI's taxonomy places the organism in Eukaryota, Metazoa, Arthropoda, Insecta, Hymenoptera, Braconidae. The record is from RefSeq and is a predicted model, not a curated record.